GAUGAUGACCAUGACACGCUCCAUGAGGACCAGGGCAUGUACGAGCGUCUGACGUCCCAGCAGCUCUUCCUGCUGCUGGACUGCCUGCUGGAGUCCCACAAGUUUGCCAAGGCCUUCAACUCCAACAACGAGCAGAGAACGGCGCUCUGGAAAGCAGAGCUCUUUGUUUCUGUCAGUCAUAUGUUGAAGUAUACAGACCUUUGUUCCAUAGGGUUCAAGGGUAAGUCCAAGCCCAACUUGCUGAAGCAGGAGACCACCAGUCUGGCCUGUUCCUUACGGAUCCUGUUCAGAAUGUACUAUGACGAGAAGAGAAGGGACUUCUGGCCUGCCGUACAGGAGAGACUGCUCAAGUAGGUGAAACAUGAUAGACGGUUUGAGCACUCAAUAAGGGUGUUUUGAAUGCCCCAUAAAUUCCCAAGAACCCACCAAACUUAUUCUGGUAUUACUAU
This is a messenger RNA of Branchiostoma belcheri (Belcher's lancelet), 449 nucleotides long. Its product is annotated as brefeldin A-inhibited guanine nucleotide-exchange protein 1-like. The record is from RefSeq and is a predicted model, not a curated record. The coding region runs from base 37 to 354 and encodes 105 amino acids. The transcript is spliced from 3 exons. NCBI's taxonomy places the organism in Eukaryota, Metazoa, Chordata, Leptocardii, Amphioxiformes, Branchiostomatidae.